UCUCGCCGUGCAUGGAGUACACGAUGAAUUGGCUUGUUGGGUCUCUCACUGUACGAUAUCUCUGCUGUGGGAUUGAUAGAGAGAAUUAUCAACCCAACAAGGCGUUGUUGGACCUGUUGCUGUACAGUCUACACACAAGAUCAUUUUUACUCGCCCGCCUCCGGCCCCAUCAUCCCUCCAAUUUCCAGUUUUGUCAGCUAAAUUUGUGAUUCUAGCCUAACUUUGAAUACAAUUGUGAUCUUUGGCUUCAACCAGCUGCAUACAUCAUAAGUUGUCGGAACAGUUAUCAUAACAAAUUGUGAAUAUGUCCACUCUUAGUGUUGAUUUGUCGGAAGGUGUGUCUUACGAGGAGGUCAAGGGUCCAUUGAUUGACAAGCUGACAGCUUCCCAAAAAGAAUUCACAAAUGGCUUUAUCCGACUCCAUCCCUACAACCAGGUAUUCCCUCGAGAGUUCCUUCGGUUUGAGAAACGACUCAAGAAUUUUGAAAUCAGAGACCAGGAUAUUUGGGUUGCUAGCUUCCCAAAAUGUGGAACUACGUGGACUCAAGAGAUGGUAUGGAACAUCGUUCACAAAUUGGACUUCGACACUGCCAAGAAAGUCACUUUAGACGAUCGCGUACCCUACUUCGAGUUGUCAAGUAUUGUUGGAGAAGCCGUGACUGACGAAUUUGAAGAUAGUCUUAAGAAGGUAAAAGAAAUAACAGUCGACCCUCGAAUCAUCAAGACACAUUUGUCUUUUGACAUGCUGCCCAAUCAAAUCAUGGAGAAACAAGCCAAGGUCAUUUAUGUGACAAGAAAUCCAAGGGAUACGGCUGUUUCCUACUACAACCAUUGGAAGGUUCUUGAAGGCUACAAAGGAUCUUUUGAGGAUUUUAUGGAGUUGUUCCUAACUGAUGUUUGUGGUUAUUACACACCCUUUGUGGGUCACGUUUUGAGCUAUUGGAAUCAAAUUCAUCACUCCAACAUCUGUUUCAUCACCUAUGAAGACAUGAAGAAGGAUCUUGGAGGGGUGAUCCGAAAAGUGAGCAAAUUCUUGGAAUCCCCGGUGAGCGAGGAAGACGUCUCCGCUCUCGAAAAACAUUUAUCAUUCGAUUCCAUGAAGAAGAACAAGGCCGUCAAUAAGGCUGACUUUGUAGAGAGAUGCAACAAGGCCUUUGGAGUUGAUUCGGACCCCCAAGGUUUCAUGAGAAAAGGCCAAACGGGUAAUUGGCGGCUUCACUUCACUCCAGAAUUGGAGGAAAAGUUCAUCGAUUGGGAACAAAAAUGGCUAAAAGAUUCCGACUUUAAAUUUGUCUAUGACCUAUAAAUUGUUUUCCACCUAAGAAACAAAUGAAUAUCACCCAUAUCUCUCGGUGGCAAUAUGCAUUUUGAAAUAAAUGAAUAACUGCAC
Tigriopus californicus is the source of this 1390-nucleotide messenger RNA. Its product is annotated as luciferin sulfotransferase-like. The record is from RefSeq and is a predicted model, not a curated record. The transcript has 5 exons. Lineage: Eukaryota; Metazoa; Arthropoda; Copepoda; Harpacticoida; Harpacticidae. Gene Ontology annotation, cellular component: cytoplasm. Gene Ontology annotation, molecular function: sulfotransferase activity. The coding region runs from base 305 to 1306 and encodes 333 amino acids. Gene Ontology annotation, biological process: sulfation.